This is a messenger RNA of Protopolystoma xenopodis, 288 nucleotides long. The record is from the annotation of a GenBank genome assembly. Lineage: Eukaryota; Metazoa; Platyhelminthes; Monogenea; Polystomatidea; Polystomatidae.
AUGGGUGGUAGACGAUUGGAAGAAGCGAUUUCCAAGUGUGAAUCCACUGAGUUGGGGUCACUUCGUUUAGAAAGGGUUGGUAUUUUUGUGCGUGUGGAAGAAGAAGAUUCUAUUACGGAUUCUUGGUGGGUUGGGGAGACAGAAAGAUCCACUUCAUCACAAUUUGGAAAUGAUGAUUCAUCCAGCUCGAAGCCACUCUCAUCCAUCUCUGGUUCCGCCCCAAAUGGACACACGUCUCCGGAAUUUUCAGUGGAGCUGAUUUUAAUUAUAAAGGAAAAUAUUAUGUAA